AUGUCUACUACCACGACUGAAAGCCCGAUUACAAGUACAACGGUAUCCGUUCUUACGGACUACGAAUUGCAGCAUAGCGAGCCGCAAGUACCAGCCCCGCGAAGCGAAACACCCAUCCAAGCCUCAAUCCAACAGCCUGCAGAUUGGCCUGUAGACCAUCUUCGAGUACCUCCCUAUCGACCUAUUAAUCGAAACCUCGACUGGAGCGAGCGCUCUGCGGGAAGUCACCCGGCUGAGGUGGCUUUCGUUCAAAUCAUGUUGCAUGGUGUCUGGAUCAAUGCGGCUAUAUCGCGGCUCUGGCAUAACACAUUAGGGCGCGUGAAUGAUAGGAUCUUUAGGUAUGAGGUUGGGGGCGAGUGGUAA
Messenger RNA from Aspergillus pseudotamarii, 363 nucleotides. RefSeq lists its product as uncharacterized. The transcript is spliced from 2 exons. The record is from RefSeq and is a predicted model, not a curated record. The coding region runs from base 1 to 363 and encodes 120 amino acids. Lineage: Eukaryota; Fungi; Ascomycota; Eurotiomycetes; Eurotiales; Aspergillaceae.